AUGUCUAGCCCCCUCGAACCCGGUCCCACAAACGGGUAUCGGUCGCCGCAGGGCGGUUCUCCCUCUCCCAUAGUCGCCAGCGGUCACCAAAGCGAUAGCGACCUGUCCGAUAUGCACGAUAAUGCCGCAGUCCCUGUUUCAUCGUCGCCGUCGCCGGAUCCCAACGACUCGGCCGCUUAUGGCAAUGGAGCACCCGACUUCCCCGAAAGCGAGAGUUCUGGUGAUGAUAACAAUGCUUCCGAUGAUGCCGACUUUGAUAUGGACGAUGACGUGGCAUCUGUCGCCCAAAGCGACGGAGCGGCCGACGCCCAUUCCAGUUCCAACGAAUCUCAGCGUCCGUCCAAGCGAAAGGCUGCGGUCAGAGAGGAUGACUACAUCAAGGCUAACCCAGAGCUGUACGGACUGAGAAGAAGUUCCCGUCCAACACAACAACGCAAAAUGGUUGACUCCUCAGACGACUCGGACGAUUCAGAUGUUCCUACAAAUCGGAGAAUAGUGAAAAGGAGACGCGUCGAAACCUCAAGGCAAUCAUCGAAAAGAGGCACACCUGCGCGACAGCCGUCGAUUGAUUCCGAUUCCGACUCUGAUAACUACGGCGGUGCGCGCGCGAAAAGCUUACAAAAGAAGGCACGCCGCCAGCGGGAAGCGCAGCCAAAUGUUGCUCUCACCGAGAAGCGCUGGUCCAGCAGGCGCGCAGCCCAAGUCCAGCAAGGCGCCUAUGAGGAGAGCGAUGUCGAUGACGAAGAGGACGGUUCCGAGCUCACACCCAAUUACUACGCCGCAGACGUAGUUGACGAUUCACCCUACAUCGAGAAAGUACUGAAACACAAGCUGAGAGACGAUGAAGACCUCGAACUCAGCCUCCUGUCCCGCAAAGACGACUUUCAAUACUACAUCAAGUGGCAAGGCAAGUCGCACUUGCACGACACAUGGGAGACAAUCGACACAAUGCGUGGGGUACGAGGACAUCGCAGAGUCGACAACUACCACAACAGGGUCGUGGAAAACGAGCUCUACAUCCGAUUCGGCGAGGAUGUUGCACCAGAACUCAAGGAGCAGUUUUUCCUCGAGCGCGAACGGUCCGAAGAAGCAUUGGAAGACUUCACCAAAGUUGACAGAGUCGUUGCAGUUCGAGACGGCGAAGAAGAGGACGAGUACCUCGUCAAGUGGAAGGGCUGCUACUACGACGAGUGUACAUGGGAAGCUGCGUCUGCAAUCAGCACCGAGUUUCAGGACAAGAUUGACCAGUUUCUGGACCGCUCCUCUCGCUCCUGGGUGUCUGAUCGCAAAGAAUCGAACCCGGACACUCGUUCAAGAAUGAAGAAGCUGGAGGCACAACCGGAAUACAUCAAGGGAGGCGAACUUCGUUCGUUCCAAUUGAGAGGAUUGAACUUCCUCUGUCUCAAUUGGACUCGCGCCAACAACGUCAUUCUCGCCGACGAAAUGGGCCUCGGAAAGACAGUUCAGAGUGUUUCGUUCCUCAGCUGGCUUCGCAACGAACGAGAGCAAGAAGGCCCGUUCCUCAUUGUCGCUCCUCUCAGUGUCAUUCCCGCAUGGGGGGAUACCUUCGACAACUGGUCCCCUGACAUGAACUAUGUUGUAUACCUCGGAAACGAGACAGCUCGCACUACCAUUCGUGAUAACGAACUGAUGGUCAACGGCAACCCGAAGAAGCCCAAGUUCAACGCUCUCAUCACCUCCUACGAGAUGAUUCUUCAAGAUUGGCAGUUUCUCCAGACAAUCAAAUGGCAGGCUCUGCUAGUCGACGAAGCCCACCGUCUCAAGAAUAAGGAGUCGCAAUUGUACCAGAGACUUUUCAGUUUCGGAAUUCCGUGCAAAAUUUUGAUCACCGGCACGCCCAUUCAAAACAACCUUGCUGAGCUUUCAGCACUGAUGGACUUCCUGAACCCCGGCAAAGUCGUCAUCGAUGAGGAACUCGAGAGCCUAGCUGGCAAUGAUGCCCAAGAGAAGUUGCAAGAACUGCAUAAAUCCAUUGCACCGUUUAUCCUGCGUCGCACCAAGGAGACAGUGGAAUCCGACCUGCCGCCAAAGACUGAGAAGAUCAUUCGUGUUGAGCUGUCUGAUGUGCAGCUGGAGUAUUACAAGAAUAUUCUCACCAGAAACUAUGCGGCACUCUCCGACGCGACUGGUCAGAAGAACUCCUUGUUGAAUAUCAUGAUGGAGUUGAAGAAAGUCAGCAACCACCCCUACAUGUUCGCCGGUGCUGAAGAUCGAGUACUAGCCGGCAGCAAUCGUCGAGAAGACCAGAUCAAAGGUCUGAUCGCCAGCAGUGGAAAGAUGAUGCUUCUCGAUCAACUCUUGACGAAACUCAAGAGAGACGGCCAUAGAGUUCUCAUCUUCAGUCAGAUGGUGAAGAUGCUUGACAUCCUCAGCGACUACAUGGCCCUGAGAGGCUACAAGUUCCAGCGCUUGGAUGGUACAAUUGCCGCAGGCCCCCGACGCAUGGCGAUUAACCAUUUCAACGCCGAGGAUAGCGAUGAUUUCUCCUUUCUUCUGUCCACGAGAGCAGGUGGUCUAGGCAUCAACCUGAUGACCGCCGAUACUGUUGUUAUUUUCGAUUCCGAUUGGAAUCCCCAGGCUGACUUGCAAGCCAUGGGUCGUGCCCAUCGAAUCGGUCAGAAGAAGCCAGUCAGCAUCUAUCGCCUCGUGUCAAAGGAGACCGUCGAGGAAGAAGUUUUGGAACGAGCUCGCAACAAGCUGCUUCUUGAGUAUCUCACCAUUCAAGCUGGCGUCACCGACGACGGCAAGGCUUUCCGAGAGGAAAUGAAUAAGAAGGGCAUCAGAAUGGACGGCCCAAGCUCUGCCGAAGACAUCCAGUGGGUCCUCAAGAUGAGGUCGCAAAAGAUGUUUGAGCAAACCGGAAAUCAGGAGCGUCUUGAACAGCUGGACAUUGAUUCCAUCUUGGAAAACGCCGAAAUCACCAAGACCAAGGUUGACGACAAGAUGAACUUGAGCAGCGGUGGUAUCGACUGGGACAAUUUCAUGCAGUACACCGACGUCAAGGUAGAUGACCUCGCCCUGGACUGGGACCAGAUUAUUCCCGCGGAAGAACUUGCCGUCAUCAAAGCAGAGGAGGAUCAGCGGAAGAACGAAGAAUAUCUCGCCAAGGUUGCGGCCGAGAGUGCUCCACGCAGAGCUACGAUGAAGAACCGAAAUGGCGGCGAGACAGACCGUUCAGAUCGCCUGGCAAAGAAGCGGCAGAGAGAAGAACAACACAGACAAGAGGCAGAGGAGCAACGCGCCUUGCUGUCUGAUCCGAAGCGGCCCCUCAACGAAAAGGAGACUCGAAAUUUGCUGAAAGCUUUCUUCCGAUAUGGUUCCAUGGAUGACCGAGGCGAUGAGAUUAUUCAAGAGGCUAGGCUUGGGGGACGUGACCGCGACUUUUUGAAAUCAAUUUUGGACGAUUUCGUCAAGACUUGCGAAGACGCACUCAACGAGAACAGUGCUCGUCUCAUGGACGAUGAGCGGAAGCUCGGCAAGACAUUGACGAAGAAAGACAAGAAGGCAGUCCUGGUUGAUUUCGGCGAAGUUCGCAAGAUGAACGCUGAGACUGCUAUCGAGCGACCGCAACAGCUGCGUCUACUGCGACAAAUUUUGCAGAAGAACGGUGACUUCAAGACUUUCCGUCUCAGCGACGCGACAAAGGCAGCUCACUACACGUGUGAAUGGGGAGCUCGAGAAGACGGAAUGCUGCUUGUUGGUAUUGACCGAUACGGCUUCGGUGCCUGGACCCAAAUUCGAGACGAUCCUGAACUGGACAUGGGAGACAAGUUCUUCCUUGAAGAGCAUCGUAUUGAGAAGAAGGAGGAGCGAAAUAAGGCCAGCGACAAAGGCGUCAGCUCUCCGGGCGCUGUCCAUCUCGUUCGCCGGUCUGAGUACUUGCUUUCUGUGCUCCACGCGAAGCACUCAGCCGAUCCACUGGCCCACAGAGCCGUCGAAAAUCAUCAUCGUAACAACAAGAGAUUGGCGAAUGGCCACCGCCGCAGUGAUGUGGGAAGUGGUGCUGCAUCUCCUGCGCCGCAAGCGUUGAAGAAAAGCAGCUCUUAUCGGGACCGAGAACGCAGCCACAGCGAGCACCAUCGCAGCCGCAGCAAUGCCGAUGAGAGAGGCACUCCGCGUCCAGAUUCCAAGAGGAAGCACUCUGGACACGAUGAAGGCCGCAUCCCCAAGCAUCGGAGAAUGGAUGAGACCCGCCGCGCUAAGAGUAACGGCGAGGAGCAACAAUCUCCUAGGGCGGAUCAGCGCAGGCACCGCGAGGACGGCGAACGCGGCCACAAACACCGCCGACCCGAAGAACACCGGCAAGAUCACCGACACGCAGAUGACCGCCGUCGGUCGAGCAACACCCCUAGAACAGGCCAGCCCGACAGCGACCGCCGUAACCAGGCACUGCGCCGACUGGAUCAGCUCCGUCGGAUGGGCGACAAUAAGGAGGAAAGGGAGAGAGAUGCAGACGCCAUGUUGUGGUAUCUCCUCAAGCCAGUCCGAGCGAACUUCGAGGCUAUCCUGUGUACGACAAAGGAGAGAGUCAAGUCCAGCAAGGAACGUGCCAGGAUUUUUGGCGAGGAGUUGGUGGUGAUUGGCAACUUCUUGGAUCGCGAGUUCGUAAAGGAACGCGAUGACGCGCUGAAGAACCGCUUCUGGGAGUUCUUGGCGAAUCUUUGGCCCGUUGACAGCACUAGCAAUGAGGUGACAGGCGACCGAUUGAGCGCCAUGUAUAGAGUCCUGCGGGACAGAGAGGCGAAGAAGCAAAACGGAGACAAGCCGGCAGCUGCCGCGGCUAAUGGCACUGCCGCCACCACCUAG
Colletotrichum karsti is the source of this 4827-nucleotide messenger RNA. RefSeq names its product chromo domain-containing protein 1. Gene Ontology annotation, molecular function: chromatin binding; DNA binding; ATP binding. Gene Ontology annotation, cellular component: chromatin; nucleus. Lineage: Eukaryota; Fungi; Ascomycota; Sordariomycetes; Glomerellales; Glomerellaceae. The transcript is spliced from 5 exons. The coding region runs from base 1 to 4827 and encodes 1608 amino acids. Gene Ontology annotation, biological process: nucleosome organization; regulation of transcription by RNA polymerase II. The record is from RefSeq and is a predicted model, not a curated record.